UCUCUCACGCACACCACUACCCGGCACGUCGCUGCGCACCGACUCGUGAGAGCUCGAGCUGUCAAAAUGUGAAAAAAUAACAUUUUUCUACCUUUCCUCCUGUGCGUGUGGUGCGUGUUCCUCUGGACGUAGCUGACAUCAGCAUUAGGAAAGGAGAUUUUUCCGCUGUUAGAUUAUCGAAAAACAUGCAUUAAAUUAUACGGAAACAUCAGAUUCCGUAGUGCAGUUCAAUGUAAUCGUACUAGGUAGCACGAAAAUUGGCAGCCGCAAGCUGGAAGCACUCGCCUUCUCUUCCGGGUAGUGAAGCAGGAAAGAGGUUUCCGAACGACUGAGGGCCAUUCCGAAUAAGCUAUUAGCAGUAGGUGACGAAGUUCAUUAUGGAUCGACACGGCUCAAGAAUGGCAUCGAUCUAUUGAAAAUGGCAUCACCUUCUACGUAAUUACGGAUGUGAUAUGAUCUGAGCUAGAGCAUCCCCAUAAUUCUGCACGACAAAAACAUUUCGAGUCAAAUUUUAGUUCAUAAGGACAACCGAUGAGUGAUCGCUGAUUUCGUUAAGGAAAAUAGCCAGGGAGUCACAAAAAUGGAAGUGUCCCGGCCACCCGUCAUGAAAAUUGCCAGCUGUAGCAAGCCAUUUCAGUGUUCGGAGUGCGAUAAGCAAUUCCGACAGCUCAGCACUCUUACAAACCACAUGAAAAUUCAUACAGGCGACAAACCAUAUAAAUGCACAAUAUGCUCGAAAGAGUUCCGCCAGACUACCACUCUAUCGAAUCAUAUAAAAAUACAUACAGGUGAAAAGCCAUUUCACUGCACUUAUUGUGGCAAACAAUUCCGGCAGCUGAGUACACUUUCGAAUCAUCUUAAAAUACAUACUGGUGAAAAGCCCUACGAAUGUUCCGUUUGUGGUAAACAGUUCCGACAGUCUAGUACGCUUAAUAGUCACAUUAGGAUCCAUUCGGACGAUAAGUAUUCUGUGAAACCCUUCAAAUGCACAAUGUGUCCCAAGGAGUUCCGCCAAACUACGACCCUGUCAAACCACCUGAAAAUUCACACAGGUGAAAAGCCCUACACUUGUACAUAUUGCAAUAAAAGUUUUAGACAGACAGGAACGCUCUCGAAUCAUAUGAAAAUUCACACCGGAGAAAAGCCCUACGAGUGUGCUGUUUGCCAAAAACAGUUUAGACAGUCCAGUACGUUAAAUUCUCAUAUCCGAAUCCACACCGACGACAAGAUUUGCAAAACAUCGUCUUCGCCCGUUCCCGUACCAAUGCCGAUUACGACCAUCACCAUGAAGCUCGAGGAUAUUAAGCCGCUGUACACGAUAAUUUAAUAAGUAUACGAACUGACCGAAACAGCAAGCAAACCAGUCUAUCCCACUUACAACGUCGUUUAGCAAAAUUAAUCAGUUGAUCCCACGGCAGAGCUUCGAUGAUGAGAUGAACAUGUGAACCACGUAAACAUGUGCUAAUCCAAUUACGUUUGAUAACUUUCA
Molecule: messenger RNA, 1489 nt
Organism: Aedes albopictus (Asian tiger mosquito)
Lineage: Eukaryota; Metazoa; Arthropoda; Insecta; Diptera; Culicidae
Product: gastrula zinc finger protein XlCGF8.2DB
Exons: 9
Coding region: 581-1327 (248 amino acids)
Biological process (GO): regulation of transcription by RNA polymerase II
Cellular component (GO): nucleus
Molecular function (GO): RNA polymerase II cis-regulatory region sequence-specific DNA binding; DNA-binding transcription factor activity, RNA polymerase II-specific
Source: RefSeq, a predicted model, not a curated record